Messenger RNA from Corylus avellana, 2511 nucleotides. RefSeq names its product Phototropic-responsive NPH3 family protein. Lineage: Eukaryota; Viridiplantae; Streptophyta; Magnoliopsida; Fagales; Betulaceae. The record is from RefSeq and is a predicted model, not a curated record. Gene Ontology annotation, molecular function: protein binding.
UAAAUAAAGCCAAAAUCUUUACCCAAAAUAAUAGUAAAGAAAUUAACUAAAUCCAAACUGUGAAGAAAAAUAUUGGGUUUUGGAGUGGAAGAGAUUAUGAACAUUUUAAUUGUGAUAUCAAAGCCUUAAAAAGAGGGGAGUAUGACCCACAAGAGAGGCCCAGUUACUUUGGACAAUUGCAAUCCAUGGCUUUGAACACCAACUGUUUGACGAAAAUGGCCAAAGAAGAAGUUCACCAACAGCAACAUCACCAACUGGGUCUCUGUCUUUGUCUCUCUCUUUCUCUCUCUCCCAGUUCACUCUCUCAACCUCACCACCAACACCUCUAUCCUCUUUUUCUCUCUUUUUCCAUUUUUCUCUCUGGAUUUUCUUGCUCUCCAUGGACCGAAGUGACAAGCAGCAGCAGCUGUCGUUGGCCAAGUGCGCGCGGCAGCGAUGCAAUGAAGAAUGGAUUUUUCGAGAUGUUCCAAGUGAUAUUACCAUAGAAGUGAGUGGAGGGACGUUUCAUUUACAUAAGUUCCCUCUUGUCUCUCGAAGUGGGCGAAUCCGAAAAUUAGUUGCAGAACAUAGGGAUUCUGAUAUGUCAAGGGUAGAGCUUCUUAAUUUACCAGGAGGUGCAGAGUCCUUUGAGUUGGCAGCAAAAUUCUGUUAUGGAAUCAACUUCGAAAUUACAUCUAUGAAUGUUGCUCAGCUGUGCUGUGUUUCUGAUUACCUUGAAAUGACUGAAGAGUUUUCAAAAGAUAAUCUUAAUUCUCGUGCUGAAGAAUAUAUUGAGAGUAUUGUUUGCAAGAACCUUGAAAUAUGUGUUGAGGUUUUGCAACAAUGUGAAAACCUGCUCCCUCUUGCAGAUGAGCUGAAAAUAGUUAGCCGUUGCAUAGAUGCAAUAGCCUCAAAGGCUUGUGCAGAGCAAAUUGCUUCAAGCUUCUCACGCUUAGAGUACAGCAGCUCAGGAAGGCUUAACAUGAACAGGCAAGCGAAGCGUGACGAGGACUGGUGGAUAGAAGAUAUAUCUGUUCUGCGGAUUGACUUGUAUCAAAGAGUCAUGACGGCAAUGAAGUGCCGUGGGGUCCGUCCUGAGAGUAUUGGUGCAUCCCUCGUUGGUUAUGCCCAGAAGGAGUUGACAAAGAAAUCCAGCUUAUGGAAUCCAUCUAGCCAGGCAAAAGCUGAUUUUCUUUCAGGUUCAAAUGGGCAUGAAAAACUUGUGGUUGAGACAAUUGUCAGCCUCUUACCUGUUGAGAAACUUGCUGUUCCAAUCACAUUCCUUUUUGGACUUUUGCGAAGUGCAGUUAUGCUUGAUUGUACAGUUGCUUGUAGGCUUGAUCUGGAGAGGAGGAUUGGGUCCCAGUUGGAUAUUGCUACACUUGAUGAUCUUCUGAUACCUUCUUUUAGGAAUGCAGGCGAUACCUUAUUUGAUGUUGAUACAGUUCAUAGAAUUUUGGUAAAUUUCUCACAGCAAGAUGAUAGUGAAGAUGAUAUGGAAGAUGCCUCUGUUUUUGAAUCUGAUAGUCCUCAUUCACCUUCCCAAUCUGCCUUGUUCAAAGUUGCAAAAUUAGUGGAUAAUUACCUUGCCGAAAUUGCUCCUGACGCAAAUCUCAAGCUUGCUAAGUUCAUGGUCAUUGCAGAGGCUUUGCCGACACAUGCACGCACCGUUCAUGAUGGCUUGUAUCGAGCCAUUGAUAUUUACCUGAAGGCACAUCAAGGUUUACCAGAGUUUGACCGGAAGAAGCUAUGCAAAAUGAUUGAUUUCCAAAAGCUCUCGCAGGAAGCUGGUGCACAUGCUGCACAAAAUGAGCGCCUCCCUCUCCAAUCUAUUGUACAAGUGCUCUACUUUGAGCAAAUAAGGCUUCGAAAUUCCUUGAGCUGUUCGUAUGGAGAUGACGACCACAAGCCAAUGCACCAGUCAUGGCGGAUCAGCAGUGGUGCGCUAAGUGCAGCAAUGUCUCCACGAGACAACUAUGCAUCAUUGAGACGAGAAAAUCGUGAGCUAAAACUUGAGCUAGCGAGGUUGCGGAUGAGGCUAAAUGAUCUGGAGAAAGAACAUGUUUGUAUGAAAAGGGAUAUGGAGAAGUCCAAUUCUCGUAAGUUUAUGAGUUCUUUCUCAAAGAAAAUUGGUAAACUGGGCUUCUUUGGACAUAGUUCUUCGAGGGGAUCAAGUUCUCCAUCAAAGUAUUCGCAUAGAACAGACUCUAAGGUUAUUGAGAGAACAUGUGCAAGCACAGAAUAGGUAAUUAACAUCACUCGGUUUUUUUUUUUUUUUUCUUCCCUUGUAUCUGUUGAGUAUCUGCACGUCAUGUUUGUGGUGGCCUUUUCACUUUAUAAUGUUUCUUUUUUCCUUUUUGGCCACCUUGUAAAUGAUUUCUGGUGCUUUGAGUUAGCAAGAUAGGGGGCUCUUCUCGAUUGCAAGUGAUGGUUUUUGGUGGCUACUGCUUUGAUGUUUAUACAUAUUUAAAAUACUUUUGAUGUGACAAUUAAGUUCAUGAUAAAUGGUAAAUUCUUUGGUACCAUUCCAUA